AUGGACUACCAGCAGUGGCGGGAUGAAUAUUGGGAAAUUUUUGAAUGUUUCAAAACUUCAAGUAGUUUGCAUCAUUGGAUUCUCUUAGUUCUUAUUGAGCUAAAGGAUAGUUCAGAGCAAACUCAUUUUAUCUUAGAAGAGAGUUUAAAAGAUCUGACAGGCGAGAUAGAAGAAAUACUUGAUAACGUACAAAAAAGUCGUGAUGAACAUUUAAAAAUAAUUAGCAAAUGUCAUGACUGUAUAUUAACACCAAAUGAUGAAGAUUUAAGACAAUCGCUUUUAAAUGAAAUCCUGCCUCAAGCAAAGCUUCCUAAUGAUUGGUUGUCUUAUUUAAUACAAAUGACAGACUCCCAGCGGUCAUUUCUAAGAAGAAUUGUAUAUCAAAAUAUUCAAGCUAGGCUUGCUUUUGUCAGAUUCAUUUCGAAAACUUACUUAGAUCCAACAGACUCUGAGAGUUAUCACCAUACCAGCAAUCCUUACUACAGACAAAUAAUGAAUGAAAAAAAUGAAAUAAAUGACAAAUACAACGAUUUAUUGGCCAAAUACAACGAAUUAUUGGCAAAGAAGAAUAAACAAUUUGAAUAUGAGUUUGAGCAAAUAAAUCAACGACUCUUAGAAAAUAGGGAAAUAAAUACUCAGAUUUUAAAAAAUACGCAAACAAAUUCUCGGAUUUUAGAAAAUAAAAUAAGUGAUGCAUAUAACUGUUCAUUUAAAAAAUAUAACUUUUAUAAACAAGAAUCAGAAAAUAUUAAAAUUGAAUUAAUAAAUGCUGAGCAAAAAGCUUUAAAUUUACAAGCUGCACUUGAAGAUGCCACUAAUAAAUUAACAAAUGCCGAGAAAAACGCUUUAAAUUUACAAGCUGCACUUGAAGAUGCUACUAAUAAAUUAACAAAUGCUGAGGGAAAAGCUUCAGUUUUACAAGCUAAGCUCAGAGACAUUACUAAUGAAUCAACAAUUACUGAUGAAAUGGCUUUAGAUGUUACUAAUAAAUUAAAAAAUACCAAGAAAAAAGCUUUAAAUUUACAAGCUGCACUUGGAGAUGCUACUAAUGUUUGUUUGAGUGAUGAAUCCAAUAAUUAUCUUCAAUUAAAAAAAGAUAUCAUCAAAUUUAAAAAAUUAGUAGAGGCUUUCAUUAAAGUCAAAGGAAAAUCCACUAUCAUACAGAUCAAAGAGAAAGCAGCAAAUAAAUUAUUAUUGGUAUAUAAGUUUAAGAAAGAUAAGGAUACUUUUAAGGAUGAUUUGAGACUCAUCCUUCAAAGUAUAAUAAUUGGAAAAAUAUUUUCUGGAAUAGAAAAAAUAACAGACAGAGACAAAAACGGAAAGUUCAUUUGUUUGGAAGCAGCAAUUAUGAAUCAUACUGAUUUAAUGAUUAAAUGUACCACUGAACUAUCCCAAAUGAGAGGCGUAGAUGAUCACAUUACCAAAAUGACUCGUCAAAAAAUAUAUGAAACACUUGAGUUGCAUGGGUUCAAUUCUGAUCAUCCAUUUAUUAAUUCAAUCAGAAAUAAUAUUAUGGAUGAAAUGAACAAAUAUCGUGAAAUUCUAGAUGAAGACAGAAGGAAGAAUGUCAGUAAGUAUGCUGAGGAACUAGUCCGAUCUGGUAUUAAACUGUGGUUUUGUUCACAAAUUCAGGAGCCUGUAGUAAAUAUUGAAUGGUAUAAACCAGGGAAACCUGUCGAUAUCGAUUUCAUGGAAGGACCAUGGGAGCAUAACAAUGCAAACAAUUCUGUAGUAGAACUUUGCUAUUUUCCUUGUAUAUCAUCAAAAGGAGAAGAACCUGAAAUUUAUUGCAAAUCCCAAGUUACAAUUCGAACAAAACCCAAAUCGUGGAACAUUUUUUAG
Molecule: messenger RNA, 1842 nt
Organism: Entrophospora candida
Lineage: Eukaryota; Fungi; Glomeromycota; Glomeromycetes; Entrophosporales; Entrophosporaceae
Source: the annotation of a GenBank genome assembly